GAUCCGACGACCUCUCCGCCAAGUUGUGGGACGUGCGCACUGGGCAGUGCAUUUAUGGAAUUCAGACGCACACCUGCGCCGCGGUGAAAUUCGAUGAACAGAAGCUGGUGACCGGGUCCUUUGACAACACUAUUGCAUGCUGGGAGUGGAGCACGGGAGCUAAAAUCCAGCAGUUCCGUGGCCACACAGGAGCAGUCUUCAGUGUGGACUACAACGACGAGCUGGACGUGCUGGUCAGCGGCUCUGCAGACUUCCAGGUGAAGGUGUGGGCUCUGACGGCCGGCGCCUGUCUCAACACUCUGACCGGACACACGGAGUGGGUCACUAAGGUGCUCCUCCAGAAGAGCGAGGUGGAGUCAGUGGUGCACAGUCCUGGUGAUCACAUCCUCCUCAGUGCUGAUAAGUAUGAGAUCAAGGUGUGGCCUCUGGGCAGAGAAGUCAACUGCAAGUGUUUGAAGACGCUGUGCGUGUCGGAGGACCGCAGCAUCGGCCUGCAGCCUCGCCUGCAGUUCGACGGGCGCCACAUCGUCUGCAGCUCAGACCUCGGCGUCUACCAGUGGGACUUUGCCAGUUUUGAGAUUCUCAGGGUGAUAAAGACACAGGACCCGGCUAACCUGUCCCUGCUCAGCUUCGGCGAGGUGUUCGCGCUGCUUUUCGACAACCACUUCCUGUAUGUGAUGGACCUGAGGACGGAGGCCAUCUCGGGCCGCUGGCCUCUACCGGCCUACAGGAAAUCCAAGCGGGGGUCCAGCUUCCUGGCCGGCGUGACGUCCUGGCUCAACGGGCUGGACGGGGACAAUGACUCUGGACUGGUGUUUGCCACCAGCAUGCCCGACCAUAGCAUUCACUUAGUACUGUGGAAGGAGAACGGAUAGACAACAAACGGGGUUUCCCCAGACUGCUAGGACGCGAGCCGCCAUCACGUGGCUCUGGAACAUGAACCUGAACAGCUCAACGUGGGUCACACAUGGACCAAAGCGUUUAGUUUUUAUCCGUUUUCUUCCUCAGCUCACAAACAUGAACAUUCACACACGGAGGCAGAACUAAGACGACACUCGACACGCUCUGGAGAAACCUGUAAACCUCUCGUUGGUCUUCUGAUCUGCGACCAAGAAGCUGUUUUUAUGAAAGCCAAGAAACAUCAGCGACGAUGAAAACGUCCAAAAAAGGUUCCGAAAUACUUUGGACUGUGACCGUGUUCUCAUCAGUAAAGACAAGUCCGACGUUCCGCAGCCGGUUCACUGGGAACGUUGUUUCCUUGAAGAAAGGCAGUCGCUGUCGGUAACGGAGAACAUUUCCUCUGACAUCAGAACGUCCGUCACCGCGAGGGUUCAUGUGAUUCACUGAAGUUCACGUGUCGGCUUGAGAAAUGUGAUGUGCCUUUUCACUUCAUUCCAUGUUGCAGACUAGAAGUCCUCCAGAACAGCCGCGUUGAUCUUACUUUUACCUCGAGUUCUUUUCUUCUUAUUUAACAGUCUCAGAUGUCAUUUUAUAGUUAUCUACUUGACACGACUUGCUUUUACCAAUCAUCGACUGUAAAACAUCAGGUUUAUUUUUCUAAUGCAUUGCACAGCAGAGGAAGUUGAACUUGGCGAGCAGUUGGUUUUUGUGCAAAGAAAUUCAGAUUUUAAGAUUUCCGACUGAGAGCGGAUGUUUCUCCUGACUUGAGAAACGUGUUCUGUUCAACAUCACGUCUCACUUUGGUUUUCCACUCUAACAUCAGUAAGUGCUGCUGUUCUCCAGGCAGGCCACAGAUUGAAAUGUAUUCAGAGCACUAAACCUCCUUCAUGUACACAGACUGUAACCAUGUUUCUCACUCAGAGUAUUGUACACAGCAGAUGUACAGACUGUUUGUGGGUUUAGGUUUUUUUCAAAUCUAAUUAAAACACCACCAAUAUA
Anarrhichthys ocellatus (wolf-eel) is the source of this 1899-nucleotide messenger RNA. Its product is annotated as F-box/WD repeat-containing protein 2-like. The annotation marks the transcript as partial. Gene Ontology annotation, molecular function: protein binding. The transcript is spliced from 5 exons. NCBI's taxonomy places the organism in Eukaryota, Metazoa, Chordata, Actinopteri, Perciformes, Anarhichadidae. The record is from RefSeq and is a predicted model, not a curated record.